AUGAGCGACACUCAGCCUGCUCAACCAGAGCAACAGCUCGAAGUCCAAGCUAAGAAAACGAAGAAGAUCAUUCGCCGCAAGAAGCGUCCUGCCCGCGUCCAAGUCGAUCCCUCAACUGUGAAAACCCAGCCCCCACCGCAGACGGGUGAUAUAUUUAACAUCUGGUAUGCCAAAUGGAGUGGAGGAGAGCGCGAUCAGCAAUACGGUCUCAACGCCCACGCGCCAUACAGGGUGAACAUCGCAAACGACUCAGGAUGGACACGCGCGGAUAAAGUCCCGGGCUCUUAUUUCUGUUUGCACUUCGCCAGAGGUUCUUGCUGGAAAGGAUCGGAGUGCGAGUACCGCCACACAUUACCCACCGUUUAUGAUCUCUUUCCUUCGACCGAGGAUUGCUUUGGAAGGCAAAAACACCAGGAUUACAAGGAUGAUAUGUCCGGAAUUGGAUCAUUUUCAAGGCAAAACCGUACCCUGUAUUGCGGCAGAAUCACAGUAUCCGACGAUAUCGAAGAAGUUGCCGCUCGUCAUUUCGCAGAGUUUGGAUCUAUAGAUCGGAUUCGUGUCCUCACAGCCAAGGGCGUCGCAUUCAUUACCUAUACAAACGAGGCUAAUGCCCAAUUUGCAAAGGAGGCGAUGUCAUGCCAAAGUCUAGACCACGAGGAGAUUUUGAAUGUACGCUGGGCGACAGUGGAUCCGAAUCCGCUCGCACAAAAACGUGAGGCGCGGAAAAUAGAAGAGCAGGCUGCAGAAGCAGUACGACGGGCUCUACCUGCUGCCUUUGUGGCAGAGAUUGAGGGCCGUGACCCCGAAGCUAAGAAGAGGAAGAAGAUCGAAGGCAGCUUUGGCCUAGAUGGAUAUGAUGUCCCGGAUGAUGUAUGGCACGCUCGCACGCGCCAGCUGGAAAGUGCCGCGCCUACAGCUCAACUCCAAGCGCCCGAGGAGCCGCUCAUGCUUGAAGCAGGAUCAUCCGCUAUGCCAGAGCCCGAGCCGGCACCCGAGAGCGGUAUCUUUUCAAGUUCUACCGUGGCAGCGCUGCGAGGACUGGCAGGUGGUAAUGUGACCACGCAAGCGGCACCCCAAAGCUCUGGAGGUCCACUUGUGGCUUACGGGAGUGAUGAUGACAGUGAUUGA
Messenger RNA from Penicillium macrosclerotiorum, 1128 nucleotides. It is a transcript of the gene cwc2, whose product is annotated as active spliceosome conformation promoter CWC2. Lineage: Eukaryota; Fungi; Ascomycota; Eurotiomycetes; Eurotiales; Aspergillaceae. Gene Ontology annotation, cellular component: U2-type catalytic step 1 spliceosome; U2-type catalytic step 2 spliceosome; Prp19 complex. The coding region runs from base 1 to 1128 and encodes 375 amino acids. The record is from RefSeq and is a predicted model, not a curated record. Gene Ontology annotation, molecular function: U6 snRNA binding; pre-mRNA binding; metal ion binding. The transcript has 7 exons.